AUGACAUAUGGCGUUGUUUUUGUAGAGGACUUGGACAAGACUUUGGAGGCAGCUCCAGACAGGGUGUCACCUAAAGGAGAUGAAGAGCCAGAACCUUGUGAAUCAGCCUCCCCCCUCCCUGAGGCCCUUCCCUCAGCCUCCCCCCUCCCUGAGGCCCUUCCCUCAGCCUCCCCCCUCCCUGAGGCCCUUCCCUCAGCCUCCCCCGGCUGCAGCCAUAACAACAGCAGCAGCACAGACCAGUCUAACCUCAUGUUGUCUAUCAGCACCAUUGCCUCGGCCAUGGCAGACGCCUCCAUCUCCUCAGACCCCUCCCAGCUGGCUGCCAUGAUCAUGGCGCUGUCCAAGAGGAGUAGGGUAAAGAGGCAACACCAGAAAGGUCUGCCCGGUCCAGCCCCAGGUAACCCAUGUUCACUGUCUUUAAUUCUGUCUGUGGAUUGUGUUUAUUGGAAGGUGAUGUCAGCACCACAGGUCAAAUUCCUGGUACAUGGAAAUCUAAAGGUGAUUUGAUUGUGAUUCCCAGCCUCUGCCCUGGAAGAACAAACACUCAGCCCUAACCAGGUUCAACUGGACCAGAGCACCCUGCUGGAGACACUACAGAGGAGCCAGUGUGCCGGGGACCUAAGUGCCUUCGACGUUGAAAAGUACCUGAAGCAGACAGAGGUAUCCACCAGCAGCGACAGCGACCAGUCAGGCUCCUCCCACUGCACCUUUGACCUCCUCAGCUGGGCCGACAGCCUCAACUCCUCCCACAGGAAGUCCCAGGCCGCAUCACUUCUUGUCACCGUGGAGAACGGGAGCUCGGGUUAUCAACACCAGGCUAGCACCAAGGGCGAUAUCUCCUCUUCCUCUGGCCUUGCUGCUACUGCUGAGGCCCGUCCAGUCUAUGCUGGGAUACAUCCAGGUUCUGGCCAGAGUGGAGCAGGCCCAGCUCCAGCUAACAAGACAGAGCUGAGGAGGAGUUCCAUCCCCCGUCCCAGGGCCAGCUCAAUCUCUACAGCCUCUGGUAACCCAGGGAGGAGGUCCGUGGGCUCUGGUCAGUUCUCCUCAACCACCUCCUCUACAGCCAAACCAGCUGCUCACAGGAAGGCUGCAGGGAGGAAAAGUGACCCCCAGCCAGCUGGUGUACUGAGCAGGAGCAGCACGGAGAGUGGUGGGGCUGAUCUGGGAGCAGUCUGUCCAACACCCAACAACACCCCAGCCCAGAAGGUAGAGGACCGCUCCCCAGCUCCUGCCCCAGGCCCCAAGACCUCCCCUGGCCUGAGGAAGGGGAGCUCAGGGCCGCCCUCCCUCAGAGGCACCACACACGGUACAGGGAGCAGUACAGCCCAGCAGGAGAAACCCAGCGGCCUGGAGAAGGGUCUUGGAGCAGCUCCUCACAGCGCUGUGGCGAAACAUGUUGGUUUUACUUCAGCCGGUCACAGCCCCCAGCCUCCUUCUGCACACAGGACAUACGGUCAGUCUCUGGUCCAAUCAUCAUUAUUCAUCUAUUCUUCAACUAAUUUAAGCGAUAAAUAAAUGUUUUGUUAAGCUUAGCUUAGUUUCUAUCCCAUUUUCCAUGGUCCUUUGAGCCGGAUUGAGACAUUCUGUUUUUUAAUGUUGAUUAUAGUUUAUGUGAGGUGAUUUCCUGGUCUUGUAUUCUGCAGAUAAUGACAACGGAUGAUUUAGUACAUUGGUUAAGGAGUGUAUUAAUGUCCUGGUCUUGUGGUGUAUGCAGGUGAUGGAUAGUAAUGUGUUGUUCUCUGCAGAUGUGUCUCCAGGCACUCCUGUGCAGCAUGCCGGAGGACCAGAGCAGAGCCAGCUUACCUUCAGACCCUCCACCUCUCCUCUCACCCACUCCUCCCCCUCACAGACCUCCUUCCCCAGCCAAGAAGGGUACACUACUGCGUCAAGUCAAUCAAUUAUUAAAUCAAUCAGAUGUGUCAGGUUGUGCCCUCUAAUGUGUAACUCUAGUUGCAGUUCAUCCUAAAUCUUCUGUUUCUCUCUGGUCUCUGGUGCCUCUACAGGGCUGUGUCGCCCCCCUCCUCCAGGAGACCCCCCAGUGAUCUCACUCCCCCCCACUCCCAGUCUCUGUCCCAGUCUGAGUGGAGCUGUUCCAGUCCAAGCCUCAGCAGACUGACAUACGUCUCUCUGAACGACAGCACAGCUCUCAACAGCACCAGCAUCCCAACUCCUGACAGACACAAGGUAUGGUAGACAGGGACUGAACCUCGUAUGGUGUUCUCUUUCAAAUACUCGUUUCGAUGUCUGUGUCUCACUCUGUGUGCAAUAAUAGUGUUUAAAAUGUAUUUUUAAUGACUACCUCAUCUCUGUACCCUACACAUACAAUUAUCUGUAAGGUCCCUCAGUCGAGCAGUGCAUUUCAAACAGUUUCAGACAAAAACAAGGGAGAUUUUUCAAUGCCUCGCAAAGAAGGGCACCUGUUGGUAGAUGGGUUAAAAAAAAAAAAAAAGCAGAUAUUGAAUAUCCCUUUGAGCAUGUUGACUUUAAAACAGUUAGAGGGUAAUGGCUGUGAUAGGAGAAAACUGAGGAUGGAUCAAAAUUGUAGUUACACCACAAUACUAACCUAAUUGACCGUGAGAAGAGGAAGUACUGUACAGAAAACAUGCAUCCUGUUUGCAACAAGGCACUUAAGUAAUACUGCAAAGUAAUUAACUUUUUGUCCUGUAUACAAAGUGUUAUGUUGGGGCAAAUCCAAUACAACACAUCACUGAGUACCACUCUCCAUAUUUUAAAGCAUAUUGGUGGCUGCAUCAUGUUAUGGGUAUGCUUGUAAUCGUUAAGGACUGGGGAGUUUUUUAGGAUUAAAAAAAUGUAAGAAAUGGAGCUAAGCACAGGCAAAUCCUGGAGGAAAACCAGUUUGUCUGUUUUCCACCAGACACUGGGAGAUUAAUUCACCUUUCAGCAGGACAAUAACCAAAAACACAAGGCCAAAUCUACACUGGAGUUGCUUACCAAGAAGACAGUGAAUGUUCCUGAGUGGCCGACUUACAGUUUGACUUAAAUCUGCUUGAAAAUCUAUGGCAAGACCUGAAAAUGGUUGUCUAGCAAUGAUCAACAACCAAUAUGACAGAGCUUGAAGAAUUUUAAAAAAGAAUAAUGGGCAAUUGUUGCACAAUUCAGGUGUGGAAUGCUCUUCGAUUAACCCAGAAAGACUCACAGCUGUAAUCGCUGCCAACGUGUUGACUCAGGGGUUGAAUACUUAUCUAAGCUGAUGUAUUAGUGUUUUAUUUUUCAUAAAUGUUUUACAAAUGUUAGAAUUUUUCUUCCACUUAGAGUAUUUUGUGGAAAAGGUCAAGGGGUGUGAAUACUUUCUGAAGGCACUGUAUCUCUCAUUAUCAGAGAACCGAGGUAAAGUAACCUUGAGUUUUGGGUUCUUGUCUUGAUUGUUGAUGCACAAUUUUAAGUUGAAUGACAGUCAUCUGCCUGAAAAACCCAGCUAGCUAUGUCACGUACUGCUACUGUCUGGAGUUACUACAUGAAUGAAUACUCCACUAAUAACGAAUUGACUACAUGCUAUUAAUCUCUGCGUGAUAUUAAUCUCUCUCCCUUCCCCAGAGUAAUGGCACCAUGGCGCUGAGCACCACGAUCAUCAGGGCCAGUCCCACCCCGCCAGUAGAACGGGCCGAUACCCAAAGUCAUAUAGGUCAGGACAUACCUCCUCACCGCUCGACAGACGUCCUCUGUCCUCCUAGAGGCCUAUCCUCUCCUCACUGUCACCAGUCCAAGAGCCCAGUCUCUCCUCAACACUCUACCAGUCCUCGUAGCUCGGUAGACCUGCGGAGUGGUUCCGGUCUGGGCUGUACAUGCAGCCAGAGUGAGUGUAACUUCCGCUGUGGGAACAACAGGGACUACAACCAGCAGAAACGCUACUCCGAACCCAGCUCCCACCACCUCACCAAGGUGGACUCUGGCUACUCCAGCAACCUGAACAUCCAGCAGCCAAGCGGGAUGGGUUUGGGGGGCCAGGGGAACCAGCAGUGGUCCGGUGUCUUAGCCCAGGGGAGUGAGGUCUAUCCUGGGGCCGGGACGGGCUUCGGCCUGCCUUCCUCGGAGGACCUGUGCUACAUGCCCAUCUCCAGCUUCAAGCCCCAGGGCUCCAGGGUGGACCUGCCUCCAGGGGUCCCCACCCUCAUGACGGGGCGCUCCCUCUUCAGCUCCCAGCUAGCGCAGCAGAACCUGGGCUCAGAUGGAGCUCUACAUCCUGGUCCCUACCGCCACAUGACAGCAGCAGGGAACGGCCCGUAUGGUCACGCUGUGUCCUCAGGGUUAGGACCCAAUGUUGACCCCUCGGUCAGACACCUCCAUAGCUCUGGGGGUUUGUACCCAGGCCAGCUCCACUGCUCCAACCCCCACCACAAACCCUUGGGAGGGAACCCCUACAACCAGCACUGUGUAGCCUCAUGGUCUAACGGCAGCCUUCCUGAACUCACAGGUCAGUUUUCAAUCAGUUCUUCAGUCAAUUCUUCGUUAUCUUUCUUGAAUCACUCAAGAUAAGAGCGUGUGCUGCAGUUGGCAGAGUUUGAAGCAGUUAAUCUCAAUCUUUCUUGAGUGUUAAAUACAUGUACAGUGAGGGGAAAAAAGUAUUUGAUCCCCUGCUGAUUUUGUACGUUUGCCCACUGACAAAGAAAUGAUCAGUCUAUAAUUUUUAUGGUAGGUUUAUUUGAACAGUGAGAGACAGAAUAACAACAACAAAAUCCAGAAAACGCAUGUCAAAAAUGUUAUAAAUUGAUUUGCAUUUUAAUGAGGGAAAUAAGUAUUUGACCCCCUCUCAAUCAGAAAGAUUUCUGGGUCCCUGGUGUCUUUUAUACAGGUAACGAGCUGAGAUUAGGAGCACACUCUUAAAGGGAGUGCUCCUAAUCUCAGCUUGGUACCUGUAUAAAAGACACCUGUCCACAGAAGCAAUCAAUCAAUCAGAUUCCAAAAUCUCCACCAUGGCCAAGACCAAAGAGCUCUCCAAGGAUGUCAGGGUCAAGAUUGUAGACCUACACAAGGCUGGAAUGGGCUACAAGACCAUCGCCAAGCAGCUUGGUGAGAAGGUGACAACAGUUGGUGCGAUUAUUCGCAAAUGGAAGAAACACAAAAGAACUGUCAAUCUCCCUCGGCCUGGGGCUCCAUGCAAGAUCUCACCUCGUGGAGUUGCAAUGAUCAUGAGAACAGUGAGGAAUCAGCCCAGAACUACACGGGAGGAUCUUGUCAAUUAUCUCAAGGCAGCUGGGACCAUAGUCACCAAGAAAACAAUUGGUAACACACUACGCCGUGAAGGACUGAAAUCCUGCAGUGCCCGCAAGGUCCCCCUGCUCAAGAAAGCACAUAUACAGGCCCGUCUGAAGUUUGCCAGUGAACAUCUGAAUGAUUCAGAGGAGAACUGGGUGAAAGAGUUGUGGUCAGAUGAGACCAAAAUCGAGCUCUUUGGCAUCAACUCAACUCGCCGUGUUUGGAGGAGGAGGAAUGCUGCCUAUGACCCCAAGAACACCAUCCCCACCGUCAAACAUGGAGGUGGAAACAUUAUGCUUUAGGGGUUUUUUUCUGCUAAGGGGACAGGACAACUUCACCGCAUCAAAGGGACGAUGGACGGGCCAUGUACCGUCAAAUCUUGGGUGAGAACCUCCUUCCCUCAGCCAGGGCAUUGAAAAUGGGUCGUGGAUGGGUAUUCCAGCAUGACAAUGACCCAAAACACACGGCCAAGGCAACAAAGGAGUGGCUCAAGAAGAAGCACAUUAAGGUCCUGGAGUGGCCUAGCCAGUCUCCAGACCUUAAUCCCAUAGAAAAUCUGUGGAGGGAGCUGAAGGUUCGAGUUGCCAAACGUCAGCCUCAAAACCUUAAUGACUUGGAGAAGUUCUGCAAAGAGGAGUGGGACAAAAUCCCUCCUGAGAUGUGUGCAAACCUGGUGGCCAACUACAAGAAACGUCUGACCUCUGGAUUGCCAACAAGGGUUUUGCCACCAAGUACUAAGUCAUGUUUUGCAGAGGGGUCAAAUACUUAUUUCCCUCAUUUUAAAAUGCAAAUCAAUUUAUAACAUUUUCUCACAUGUGUUUUUCUGGAUUUUUUUGUUGUUAUUCUGUCUCUCAUUGUUCAAAUAAACCUACCAUUAAAAUUAUAGACUGAUCAUUUCUUUGUCAGUGGGCAAACGUACAAAAUCAGCAGGGGAUCAAAUACUUUUUUCCCUCUGUAAUUUUGUAAGCUUUAAGGUAACACUGGACCCCUCUCCCUCUCCAAUCCUCCAGCCCAGGUAGUGAUGCCUGAGGAGCUGAGGUUCCCCCAUGCCUGCUGUGUGGGCAUCUCCUCUCAGACCUCCCUGGGCAUCUUCAACCCCUCCGAGCGCUGGCAGCAGGUCUCCAUCACCGUCACCAGCCUGGCCAUCGACGGAGAGAAGGUGAGUCACUUUGUUUCUAAUGAAAUUGUCAAGAGGAAUGAUUUAUGGUCUGAAAUAGUGUGAACAAACAUUUGGGUGCUCAAAGCAUGUAAAGGCAAAAAAAUAUUGUAAGCAGAUUGAGAGCCAAUAAAUAGUCCUGGAAAUGUAGCCACUCCGAAUAACUACUAACUCGUGUUGGACCAUAAUGCCCAUUUCCUGUCCCAACCAGGUUGAUUCAUUCCCGUACCAGUGGCUGAUAGUGAAGAACAAGACUAUCAUCGGCCCUAAGAGCACGGAGGAGCAGAAGGUGUUGUUCAUCCCACCCCAGGCCGGGCUGUACCAGGCUGUCCUCAGUGUGUCCUCCUGGCCUGCCUCCGCUGAGGCUGAGGCUGUCGCCCGCGCAGAGGUGUUCGCCAAGAGGGUGGUCCUCGUCGCCAUGGCAGAGGACCCUGCUCUGGAGGUAAGGCGGUGUGGCUGAUGGAUUGUUGGCUUGUUAGCUUUAAUCCCCAGUGGGUGUAACCGAUGUCGAUCGUUAGCUAGUUAGCUUUGAGUCCAUGUCGGGACAGGAAGGACACCUACUACGUGGGCAUGCUUCCUGUUUAGUUUGUUUUACAGCUUUUCCCUCUUAUAUUUCAGUAUUUGAAACAACAGUGGAGUACAACCUCAAGGUCUCUGUGUUCUAGUUGGUUGAUAUCAAUGAUGUUGAUGUUUCUCCACUUGUAAUAGAUAACACUAUGUUCUGAAUGGUUUCUCCACUGUAAUAGAUAACACAUUUAUGUUCUGAAUGGUUUCUCCUCUCCAGGUGGAUGUAGGGAAGUGUGGCAGUCUGGACUUUGGAGACCUGGCAGGUGGCAGUGCCAAAGCUCUCCCUCUGAAGCUGCUGAACAGGACUCAGGCUACCGUACCUAUUAGACUGGUUAUCAGUGCUGUAAGACAAUGCAAUACAAUACAUUACAAUACAGUGCAGUGCGUCCAUUGAGACAACGGACACGAACUGUCCUCCCGAGUGGCGCAGUGGUCUAAGGCACUGCAUCGCAGUGCUAGCUGUGUCCAGGCUCUGUCGUAGCCGGCCGUGACCGGGAGACCCAUGGGGCGGCGCACAAUUGGCCCAGCGUCGUCCAGGGUAGGGGAGGGAAUGGCCGGCAGUUGGUAGAGCAUGCAAACGGCGCGCGUCAUUCUUAUCGAAUUCCGAGGCGCAUAUUUAAGAUGUUAAAAUAAUUGUCCAUAUUAACUUUGCGUCAGCCAACAAGAUGAGUAGGCCUAACGAACAGCAAAAGCACUAGCCUGUGAACCUACCAUCCCCCAUAGGACAAAAGUUCACCUAUUCUAUUGGUCAGCUUGUCCUUCUCUGCAAUAAAUAAAUAUUCCAAACAGGCUCUGGGACAGUUGUGGGAGUGACAUAUCACAAAUUAAUUCAACCACUGUAGGCUACAUUAAAAAAUAUGUUUUUAAAGCAAUGAGGGUGAUGCAACAGAUCAGAACGUUUAGCUUAAAAUGUUGACCAACUAUUAGGCUAUUUCUUCACAUUAUAAGCACAGCAAUGCGCACAUUGUAGUAGGCUAUAAGCACAAGUGUUCCAAAAUGCAGUUCGUGGGAAAACACAGUUCUCAAAAGUGCACCGGAAAUGCGAGCGGUUUCAUAUGACAGAAAUGAAUAUAUCCUUCAGAAAUGUAGAAAGAUCUAAAGCAACUAGCAUGGUUGUUAAUAUGACUAGGAUUGCGUUUGGCUGCUGGACAACGAAAGAAAGUUGAGAACAUGAGAGAAAGACUGGUUUCAAUGGCAUGUGAGGAAGAGUUAAUAAAAUAAUCCCCUUCACAUUCCUAUGGUCAGAACAUGGUAAGACAUGCCUCAUAAAAUGACAAAAAACCUCCAGGUUUUAAACAAUUUCGUUUAUGGUUAAAUAGUUUCAAAAUGUUGACUACCUCUGCUCAGAUUGUAAGGUGGGUGAUGUUGCAGUGCGGAACAGGCACUGGCCUUUCUCUCCUGUCAGAACGAACAGUAUGUCAACAGAAUCAAGCCUUUAGAUAUUAAUAAUGAUCCUACAUUAUAUUUGUCAAACAUUACUGGCAUUUAGCCUGCUAUAUUUUCUGGCACCUCCCUCCUGUCAGCAUCGGUCAGGACUUGACAGACUGUUGGCUCAAUAUGCAUAGGCUAUCAACUACACUUUGACAUGUAAGAUAAUUAAUUUACAUACGCCUAUGUUUUAACAGAAGCGCUAGUGUUUUUCGUUUUUCAAAUCAAUUUAAUUGGCUAUUGAGGGUAAUGUCCUUUGUGCCCUGGCAGAUUGGGCACCUCUUGGAGGCCAAAUGGCCUCGGCCCUAAAAUUACAUUUACAUUUUAGUCAUUUAACAGACACUCUUAUCCAGAGCGACUUACAGGAGCAAUUAGGGUUAAAUGCCUUGCUUAAGGGCACAUCGGCAGAUUUUUCACCUAGUCGGCUCGGGGAUUAGAACCAGCGACCUUUCGGUUACUGGCACAACGCUCUUAACCACUAAGCUACCUGCCGGUGUCAUGUUACUGUUACUCAAAAGCACACCUGAAUCCUAACUUGAUGUCUGCAUGAGUAAUUCAAGUUUUGAGUCCUUUGUGACAAAUGUAUUUUGUUAAAAUAGUUGGCUAUACAAGCACACUUUGAUUGGUAAUAUUGUCUUUGUGAUGUCAUAUUUCUAGAAUGCCACGGCUUGGCGCUGCUUCACUUUCUCCAAGAGUCCCGUUGCCAUGACAGCUGAGGGCGUGCUGCAGGCGGGGACUGUGACCUCACUGGCCGCUCCGUCCGUCAUUAACCAUGUGAUGCACGCCAGCUACGGAGAUGUGAGUAAACCUGGAGGGGACCUAGUCUUAGUGACUUAAAUAGUUUAGUAGUUUGAGGGAUGUUUUGGAAUGAAAUAUGAUUUCCUGUUGCAUUUCAGAAUCCAGAGAGCUUCAUGGUUUGGGUUCACUUCCACGCGCCGCAGAAAUACCAGCCCUGUUCAGGUAUGGCCCCUGUCCUCGCUUGAUGAAUAUUAAUACACAAAGAUGCCAUUCAGCCACCAGUCAUAGCUGAUGUUUGUGUCAUGUGAUGUGUAAUGUCAUACAGGUGAUCUAGGUCCAGCUGAAGGGUACAGUGAUGUGUGAUGUCAUAACAGGUGAUCUAGGUCCAGCUGAAGAGUACAGUGAUGUGUGAUGUCAUACAGGUGAUCUAGGUCCAGCUGAAGAGUGCAGUGAUGUGUGAUGUUAUACAGGUGAUCUAGGUCCAGUUGAUGAGGACAGUGAUGUGUGAUGUCAUACAGGUGAUCUAGGUACAGUGAUGUGUGAUGUCAUACAGGUGAUCUAGGUCCAGCUGAAGAGUACAGUGAUGUGUGAUGUCAUACAGGUGAUCUAGGUCCAGCUGAAGAGUACAGUGAUGUGUGAUGUCAUAACAGGUGAUCUAGGUCCAGCUGAAGAGUACAGUGAUGUGUGAUGUCAUACAGGUGAUCUAGGUCCAGCUGAAGAGUACAGUGAUGUCAUACAGGUGAUCUAGGUCCAGCUGAAGAGUACAGUGAUGUGUGAUGUCAUAACAGGUGAUCUAGGUCCAGCUGAAGAGUACAGUGAUGUGUAAUGUCAUACAGGUGAUCUAGGUCCAGCUGAAGAGUGCAGUGAUGUGUGAUGUCAUACAGGUGAUCUAGGUCCAGCUGAAGAGUGCAGUGAUGUGUGAUGUCAUACAGGUGAUCUAGGUACAGUGAUGUGUGAUGUCAUACAGGUGAUCUAGGUCCAGCUGAAGAGUACAGUGAUGUGUGAUGUCAUACAGGUGAUCUAGGUCCAGCUGAUGAGUACAGUGCGCGGGUGGACAUCGAGGUGGACUGUCCAGGGCCCAGUCAUGUGAUCAGGAGCGUCCCCCUCAGAGCCAGGUCUGGAAUAGCCAGAGUACACGCCCCCAAAGACCUACAGGUAGGAACUGACGUGUCGCACUGCUUACAUGAGACUAGUCUUUAUAUUCAGGAUUUAACUGGGAAACCUUUGUGUUUUAUUGCCUUUCUAAGACAUCCCAUAUUAGAGUUGGGGUUGACCUUCGUGAUAAAUAUGUUGAUAUUUCUGCUAUUUUCUGAUGUACGUUUUUUGCAGACUGUUAACCUCUCGGCACCGUUUGGUCAGUCCAGCAAACAGACUCUGCCUCUGAAGAACGCAGGCAACAUCGAUGUCCAGCUGAAACUCAAAGUAUUCUGUCCCUUUUUCUUCCCUGGUUGAUCUGUGCUUUGAUAUUUUGGCAUUGUGUUUUGGAUGCCAUCUGGUGGUGGGAUGUGAUAUUGGUUAGUUCCUAUGGCAAUGAGAAAGGCUGGUCCUCAGUAAGUAUGUUUUGCCCUCAAGGUCCUCACAAGGAUAGAACAGUGUGUGUGUGUGUUGUUGAUAUUGACAUUACCUCCUGGGUGGUGUUUGUCUUCAGAACAGCGGUGGUGAUGACUGUUUCUGUGUGAGUCCUGAUGAGCUGUGUCUGCGUGCCGGGGAGGAGCAAGGCAUUGUGGUCACGUUCACGUCUCAGGGCGACAGGAAGAACAGAGAGAGGUACAUCUUCAGAGAUCUGAACAUCUAGCCUUCUAGAACACCUUCUACAUUACUCUGUGUUGUACUUCAGAGUGUAAUAUAUCUGUUGCUCUAGGAUAAUUUUACCGGCAGCCUCAGUCUUUUCCCUGGGCUGUUGUUAUGUGUCCUUGUGUUUUCAUGGUACUUCCUGUUCUGAGGUUUCUUCCUGCUUGUCCCUCCAGUGUUCUGACCAUCCUGGUGCUGCCCUCUGGUCCUCAGUAUGAGGUGGUGCUGAAGGGACAGGUGGUACCAGAGGAGAGGGGUAAACCAGCUGCCCCUGGUCCUGCCUCUGCCCUGGGCAUGCUGCCCCCCAGCGAGGUUCCCCCCAUCCUCUCCAACAAGCAGUUCAUGGCCUGGGGAGGGGUCACCCUGGGCAGGGCUGUGUAAGGAACAAUUACUAGACUCCUCCGUGUUAGUCAUAAUGAUCAAUCCGUACAUAGUUGUAUCAUGUCUUAUGAACAUGGAUAGAAAGCCAAUGACGAGGUUGAUUGUUGUAGCCAGGCUGUGGAGGUAUUGUGUUCUGAAGGUGUGCUUCUACCUCUACAGACAACAGAAGCUGGUUCUUCGUAAUAAUUCCCCCAACACAACACACCAACUGCGCCUGCUGAUCCGAGGACAAGAUCACAACUGUUUCCAGGUAAGAACCAAGCAACUAAACUUGUCCAGCUACAUAUCCACUUCAACAACCUUUUAGAUAUCAAUCGGAACAGCUCUGUAUCAGUCUGCUUGCCUUGAGACUUGGUUGUAGACUCCUGUGGUGUUUGAAGCCAUAAGAUUGUACAGUCAUGUCUCAGGACAAGGACUGUUAUUCAUCAGUGAUUUAUUACUACAGUCAGGUCUCAUUAACUCCUGGCUCCCCUUGUCUCACUGUGAUCUCCUUUCUCUGUCUCUUUCCACCUCUCUCCCUCUCCGUCUCUGUCCCUCUCUCUCUCAAUUCAAUUCAGUUCAAUUUAAGGGCUUUAUUGGCAUGGGAAACGUAUGUUAACAUUGCCAAAGCAAGUGAAACAGAUAAUAAACAAAAGUGAAAUAAACAAUAAAUAUUAACAGUAAACAUUACACUCAGAAGUUCCAAAAGAAUAAAGACAUUUCAAAUGUCAUAUUAUGUAGAUAUACAGUGUUGUAAUUAUGUGCAAAUAGUUAAAGUGCAAAUGGGGAAAUAAAUAAACAUUAAUAUGGGUUGUAUUUACAAUGGUGUUUGUUCUUCACUGGUUGCCCUUUUCUUGUGGCAACAGGUCACAAAUCUUGCAGCUGUGAUGGCACACUGUGGUUUUUCACCCAGUAGAUAAGGGAGUUUAUCAAAAUUGGGUUUGUUUUCUAAUUCUUUGUGGAUCGCUGUAAUCUGAGGGGAAUAUGUGUCUCUAUGGUCAUACAUUUGGCAGGAGGUUGUUUUCUCAUGAUUUGGUUGGGUCUAAUUGUGUUGUUGUUGUUGUUGUUGUUGUUGUUGUCCUGGGGCUCUGUGGGGUCUGUUUGUGUUUGUGAACAGAGCCCCAGGACCAGCUUACUUAGGGGACUCUUCUCCAAGUUCAUCUCUCUGUAGGUGAUGGCUUUGUUAUGGAAGGUCUGGGAAUCGCUUCCUUUUAAGUGUUUAUAGAAUUUAACGGCUCUUUUCUGGAUUUUGAUAAUUAGCGGGUAUUGGCCUAAUUCUGCUCUGCAUGCAUUAUUUAGUGUUUUACGUUGAACACGGAGGAUGUCACAAAUCUUUCUGCUGUGAUUGCACACUGGUAUUUCACCCAAUAGAAAUGGGAGUUUAUCAAAAUUGGAUUUGUUUUCUAAUUCUUUGUGGGUCUGUGUAAUCUGAGGGAAAUAUGUGUCUCUAAUAUGGUCAUACAUUUGGCAGGAGGUUAGGAAGUGCAGCUCAGUUUCCACCUCAUUUUGUGGCGAGUGUGCACAUAGCCUGUCUUCUCGAGAGCCAGGUCUGCCUACGGCGGCCUUUCUCAAUAGCAAGGCUAUGCUCACUGAGUCUGUACAUAGAAAAAGCUUUCCUUAAGUGUAGGUCAGUCACAGUGGUCAGGUAUUCUGCCACUGUGUACUCUCUGUUUAGGGCCAAAUAGCAUUCUAGUUUGCUCUGUUUUUUUGUUAAUUAUUUCCUUUGUGUCAAGUAAUUAUAUUUUAGUUUUCUCAUGAUUUGGUUGGGUCUAAUUGUGUUGCUGUCCUGGGGGUCUGUUUGUGUUUGUGAACAGAGCCCCAGGACCAACUUGCUUAGGGGACUCUUCUCCAGGUUCGUCUCUUUGUAGGUGAUGGCUUUGUUAUGGAAGGUUUGGGAAUCGCUUCCUUUUAGGUGGUUGUAGAAUUUAACAGCUCUUUUCUGGAUUUUGAUAAUUAGCAGGUAUCGGCCUAAUUCUGCUCUGCAUGCAUUAUUUGGUGUUUUACGUUGUACACAGAGGAUAUUUUUGCAGAAUUCUGCAUGCAGAGUCUCAAUUUGGUGUUUGUCCCAUUUUGUGAAUUCUUGGUUGGUGAGCGGACCCCAGACCUCACAACCAUAAAGGGCAAUGGGUUCUAUAACUGAUUCAAGUAUUUUUUGCCAGAUCCUAAUUGGUAUGUUGAAUUUUAUGAUCCUUUUGAUGGCAUAGAAGGCCCUUCUUGCCUUGUCUCUCAGAUCGUUCACAGCUUUGUGGAAGUUACCUGUGGUGCGGAUGUUUAGGCCGAGGUACAGUGGAGAGAACAAGUAUUUGAUACACUGCCGAUUUUGCAGGUUUUCCUACUUACAAAGCAUGUAGAGGUCUGUAAUUUUUAUCAUAGGUACACUUCAACUGUGAGAGACGGAAUCUAAAACAAAAAUCCAGAAAAUCACAUUGUAUGAUUUUUAAGUAAUUUGUUUGCAUUUUAUUGCAUGACAUAAGUAUUUGAUCACCUACCAACCAGUAAGAAUUCCGGCUCUCACAGACCUGUUCGUUUUUCUUUAAGAAGCCCUCCUGUUCUCCACUCAUUACCUGUAUUAACUGCACCUGUUUGAACUCGUUACCUGUAUAAAAGACACCUGUCCACACACUCAAUCCAACCUCUCCACAAUGGCCAAGACCAGAGAGCUGUGUAAGAACAUCAGGGAUAAAAUUGUAGACCUGCACAAAGCUGGGAUGGGCUACAGGACAAUAGGCAAGCAGCUUGGUGAGAAGGCAACAACUGUAGGCGCAAUUAUUAGAAAAUGGAAGAAGUUCAAGAUGACGGUCAAUCACCCUCGGUCUGGGGCUCCAUGCAAGAUCUCACCUCGUGGGGCAUCAAUGAUCAUGAGGAAGGUGAGGGAUCAGCCCAGAACUACACGGCAGGACCUGGUCAAUGACCUGAAGAGAGCUGGGACCACAGUCUCAAAGAAAACCAUUAGUAACACACUACGCCGUCAUGGAUUAAAAUCCUGCAGCGCACGCAAGGUCCCCCUGCUCAAGCCAGCGCAUGUCCCGUCUGAAGUUUGCCAAUGACCAUCUGGAUGAUCCAGAGGAGGAAUGGGAGAAGGUCAUGUGGUCUGAUGAGACAAAAAUAGAGCUUUUUCCGUCUAAAUUCCACUCGCCGUGUUUGGAGGAAGAAGGAUGAGUACAACCUCAAGAAAACCAUCCCAACCGUGAAGCAUGGAGGUGGAAACAUCAUUCUUUGGGGAUUCUUUUCUGCAAAGGGGACAGGAUGACUGCACCGUAUUGAGGGGAGGAUGGAUGGGGCCAUGUAUUGCGAGAUCUUGGCCAACAACCUCCUUCCCUCAGUAAGAGCAUUGAAGAUGGGUCGUGGCUGGGUCUUCCAGCAUGACAACGACUUGAAACACACAGCCAGGGCAACUAAGGAGUGGCUCCAUAAGAAGCAUCUCAAGGUCCUGGAGUGGCCUAGCCAGUCUCCAGACCUGAACCCAAUAGAAAAUCUUUGGAGGGAGCUGAAAGUCCGUAUUGCCCAGCGACAGCCCCGAAACCUGAAGGAUCUGGAGAAGGUCUGUAUGGAGGAGUGGGCCAAAAUCCCUGCUGCAGUGUGUGCAAACCUGGUCAAGACCUACAGGAAACGUAUGAUCUUUGUAAUUGCAAACAAAGGUUUCUGUACCAAAUAUUAAGAUCUGCUUUGUUGAUGUCAUGCAAUAAAAUGCAAAUGAAUUACUUAAAAAUCAUACAAUGUGAUUUUUCUGGAUUUUGGUUUUAGAUUCCGUCUCUCACAGUUGAAGUGUACCUAUGAUAAAGAAUUACAGACCUCUACAUGCUUUGUAAGUAGGAAAACCUGCAAAAUCGGCAGUGUAUCAAAUACUUGUUCUCCCCACUGUAUGUAUAGUUUUUUGUGUGCUCUAGGGCAACGGUGUCUAGAUGGAAUUUGUAUUAGUGGUCCUGGCAACUCGACCUUUUUUGGAACACCAUUAUUUUUGUCUUACUGAGAUUUACUGUCAUGGCCCAGGUCUGACAGAAUCUGUGCAGAAGAUCUAGGUGCUGCUGUAGGCCCUCCUUGGUUGGGGACAGAAGCACCAGAUCAUCAGUAGACAUUUGACUUCAGAUUCUAGUAGGGUGAGGCCGGGUGCUGCAGACUGUUCUAGUGCCCUCGCCAAUUCAUUGAUACAGUAUAUAUGUUGAAGAGGGUGGGGCUUAAACUGCAUUCCUCUCUCACCCCACGGCCCUGUGGAAAGAAAUGUGUGUUUUUUGCACAUUUUAACCACACACUUGUUUGUGUACAUGGAUUUUAUAAUGUCGUAUGUUUUUCCCCCAUCACCACUUUCCAUCAAUUUGUAUAGCAGACCCUCAUGCCAAAUUGAGUCAAAAGCUUUUUAGAAAUCAACAAAGCAUGCAAAGACACUGUCUUAAUUUUGGUUUGUUUGUUUGGCAAUUAGGGUGUGCAGGGUGAAUACGGGGUCUGUCCAACGGUAAUUUGGUAAAAAGCCAAUUUGACAUUUGCUCAGUUCACUGUUUUCACUGAGGAAAUGUACAACUCUGCUGUUAAUGGUAAUGCAGAGGAUUUUCCCAAGGUUGCUGUUGAUGCAUAUCCCACGGUAGUUAUUGCGGUCAAAUUUGUCUCCACUUUUGUGGAUUGGGGUAAUCAGUCCUUGGUUUCAAAUAUUGGGGAAGAUGCCAGAGCUAAGGAUGAUGUUAAAAUCUUUUAAGUAUAGCCAAUUGAAAUUUGUGGUCUGUAUAUUUUAUAAUUUCAUGUAGGAUACCAUCAACACCACAGGCCUUUUUGGGUUGGAGGGAUUGUAUUUUGUCCUGUAGUUCAUUCAAUGUAAUUGGAGAAUCCAGUGGGUUCUGGUAGUCUUCAAUAAGUUUGUAAUUGAUCAUGUAUAUGUUUUUGCUGUUUUGUUCUUUGUUAUAGAGCCAAAAAGAUUGGAUAAGUGGUUUGUCCAUACAUCUCAGUUUUGGAUAGAUAACUCUUUGUGUUUGUUUAGUGUUUUCCAAUUUUCCCAAAAGUGGUUAGUCUAUGGAUUCUUCAAUUAUAUUGAGCUGAUUUCUGAUGUGCUGUUCCUUCUUUUUCCGUAGUGUAUUUCUGUAUCGUUUUAGCGAUUCUCUCUCUCUCCGUCCCUCUCUCUCUCUCUCCUGUCUCUCCCCUUUCUAUCUGUUAAUGUAAUAUAUCCAUCCCAGCUCCAGAGUAGCUUUGGACUAGAGGAAAGGUUGACCCGGCACAGAGAGCUGUCCAUCCGGCCCAGGGAGGAUGUUGUGGUCCACCUGCUGUUUGCCCCCACCCGGGUGGCCUGCACCCUGGCCAAGCUGGAGAUCAAACAGUCUGGAGUACGGCCCUCACAGCCUGGCAUCAAGUUCACUGUGAGGCUCUCUCUACCCUAACAUCCUGUAGACCGAAGCUUCUUCAUCCUGGUCCUUAGUCGUUGCCCUAGCACUCCAAUCCUGAUUCCGCUAAUCAAAGGCUUGAUGAGGAGUUGGUUAUUUAAGUCAAGUGUGUAGUGCAACAACAGAAAUGUGCACAUAUUUGGGUCCCCAGGACCUAGUUAUUCACUGAAGCGACCAGACUGGUUUUCAAUGGUGGUUUCUGAUCUUAAAGGGACAUUACACUUUAAAGUCAAAGUUGUCAGAUGUUUUCAGACCUCAAAAUGAGUGUGAUAAUGAAUGGGUUAUGUAGAUCCAGCUAUAUGCCUCACAUCCAAAUACACAAUCAGGAAGUAAGACAAUGCUCAUUGUCUCCUCUCUCUCUUCCCCCCAGAUCCCACUAUCAGGCUAUGGAGGGACCAGUAGCAUUAUUCUGGAAGACACCAGGAAGCGUUCAGAUGGCUACGUGGCUAUGCUAAUGGGUGUUGCAGCAGGCCAGGUGUCCAAGCUGUGUGUGUGUGUGAGGAACACUGGUUCCAGGGCUGCCUUCAUUAAGGCUGUUCCCUACUCUGACCUUCAGACACGCUCUGUCAUGGACUCAUCUGUCAUCAGCCUCUCUCCAUCUCAGUUAGUACUGAAGGAGAGGACACAGGAGGUAGGACACAUGACUUGUUUCAACAUUUCUGCAUGUGGUCAGAAAGGAGGUUCUGGUUGACACCUUGUCAAGUUGGUUUUAUCUGGACUAACUGUCAAAGAGACCUGACUGAAUGACACCUUGUCAAGUUGGUUUGAACUGGACUACCUGUCAGAGACCUGACUGAAUGACACCUUGUCAAGUUGGUUUGAACUGGACUACCUGUCAGAGACCUGACUGAAUGAUACCUUGUCAAGUUGGUUUGAACUGGACUACCUGUCAGACCUGACUGAAUGACACCUUGUCAAGUUGGUUUGAUCUGGACUACCUGCCAGAGACCUGACUGAAUGACACCUUGUCAAGUUGGUUUGAACUGGACUACCUGACAGAGACCUGACUGAAUGACACCUUGUCAAGUUGGUUUGAACUGGACUACCUGCCAGAGACCUGACUGAAUGACACCUUGUCAAGUUGGUUUGAACUGGACUACCUGUCAGAGACCUGACUGAAUGACACCUUGUCAAGUUGGUUUGAACUGGACUACCUGUCAGAGACCUGACUGAAUGACACCUUGUCAAGUUGGUUUGAACUGGACUACCUGCCAGAGACCUGACUGAAUGACACCUUGUCAAGUUGGUUUGAACUGGACUACCUGCCAGAGACCUGACUGAAUGACACCUUGUCAAGUUGGUUUGAACUGGACUACCUGACAGAGACCUGACUGAAUGACACCUUGUCAAGUUGGUUUGAACUGGACUACCUGACAGAGACCUGACUGAAUGACACCUUGUCAAGUUGGUUUGAACUGGACUACCUGCCAGAGACCUGACUGAAUGACACCUUGUCAAGUUGGUUUGAACUGGACUACCUGCCAGAGACCUGACCUGAGAGCUGUAGAGCUGUUUCUAACAUUCACAUUCUCUGGAAUGUUUAGUUAAAUAUUUUGUAUUACCUUGGAUACUUCCCUUGGCAUCUUUCUGUUUGAUGACAACAUUACGUUUUCUAUUUGAAUGCCAGUUGAACCAGGUGUUUGUGGACUGGUAACCUUCCCUAGGCUGUACUGGAGUGACACAUACCUGCUAGUUAACCUGUGGCUCCUUUCUUCUUGUCUAGGUGAUCACGGUUCUGAUGAAGGUGACCCAUAGAGAGCAGACUCUGUGUCAGUCAGCUAAUGCCCUCCUGGCCACAGUCUGUCUCUUCUGUGGAGACGAGGUCUCACGACAACAGUUCAGGAGGUGAGGACCUGUCCCUCGGUUUCUUACAUGGACUAAUCUGUCAUUAACUUGACUUUAAACAGCAAUCUUAUGAAGCAAUAGCAUUAGUGUCUUUUGAAGAGGUUGUUUCAGGCUGUCAGACAGAACAGUCUCUGCUGUCCUCCAGGCCCUCUGUUUGAUUUACAGCACACACUGUAAGGAGACUCAUUUCACUACUCUCUCCAUCUCCUGUCCCCCAGGUUGCUGCUGUCGAAGCCCGAGGCAGGCAGGAAGAUUCUGUCGGAGAACAGUCUGCUGAAAGGACUCAACUUCAACGAGAGGUUCCUGGGGGAGGAGCAGGUCCUGGAGGGUAAGGGUCAUGGGUCUUUCUAGAACAGGAGUGGGAAAAUGUCAAUGUUGCCUUGGUUAGAUAGUAGCUGGGAGCUUCCAGAGUCUGAUACUUGUGAUAUUUGUUUGUCACAUUUUGCGGUCUGAAUUGAUUUUGGCGAGCUGCUCAUAGGUGGUCUGGUAGCUACUGGUAGAUCAACCUGUUGGAGACCCCUGUUCUAGAAACUAGGGUAUCAGUGAGGAUUUACUACGCUGGACAACAGCUGUCGAUAAGUCAUUCAUAAUAAUCAGCAAAAAAAUGUUUGUUGUGGAAUUACCACCAGGGACACCUGAAGUCAAUCUUAAAUUAAUCAUUCUUUAUUAUCAGCAAGCUGGAGAGGUUCCAACAAACUCAAUGCAACGUAGUACACGUCGGUCGGCAGCUCCGCCGGGGCAGUCCCGUUAGUUCUCUUAUAUACUGCUUACACAGACAAGUUAUAUUUGCAUGAUUUACAUUAUUCAUUAUUCAUAAUGAAUUCAUCAUUAACUUUUGGUUCGUGCAUGUGACCGACCAAUACCUCACAAGGCUUUUUCUCUCCAAGCUGAGACCUUGAAACUGAGAAAGCCCUUUCGAUUCUCAAAACAAUGUUCUGGGCGGACUGCCAAAUUGCUUAUACUGAUAGUGAGCAUUUCACCCAGGCACCAUCAAUCAGUCACUUGCAUGAACCCAGUCGAAUUGGUCAUUAGAGACGCACAAACAUAAAAUGUUCCUUCACAUGUUCAUGUCAUUACAUUAAGAUAUAAGGGGGGAACAUGGCUAUAUUCAAAAAUAUUCAUGAGUUGAUUUAAAACCUAUGUUUAACACUUUCUCAUGGUUGGCUUCUUGAUGGAUUUGUCCAAAAUCAUGGGACAUAAAACAUUACUUUUCUGUCCUUACAUUUAUAGCAGUGUAAGUUGUCGUUAUAUCAAAUAUUAAGCAUUAGUCAGUUAAAUUAGACAUUAAACAUGAACCCUGUAAGGAUCGUGGAUCUAGCUGUCAGACAUUUUUUGUGUAGAGAUCUCAGAAAUGCAGUCUAACUACGUAAUAUUUUGUGUCUCCUUAUGUUACGGGGUGAAAACAGUUCUCAUGGGCACACAAAUCCCCCAAAAUCAAUGCGAUUGCAAAAUCAAAUGCUUCUAACUGAAAAUCACCUUACCUUGAUACUUAAAACCUAAAUCAAUACUGUCAUUAACGUGGUUCUUCAAUGAUUAUGCAUAAUACUUGUUGGAUGCGCAUUUGCUGUUGAGCAGUUUAUAAUAUUUUCACACCUGAUCCAGGAAGGAAUUUUCUGAAUGACAGUCAAGUGACUAAUAGCUGUUGUGAUUGUGCAUGUGAUGCAACAACAGCCCAAGUGUUGGAAUAUUUUGGUGUCUCAUUCGUUACUCCGGUAAAGACCGUUGUGCCUGGAUCAAGGUUGGAGUGUCGGAGAAUGGGGUGAUGAGGCUUGUGGAACGUUGGCAACGGGAGCAAUGUCACCAUGGACAAUUUAUUCACUUCACUGUCAUUGGAGAACAAGUUGCCUGCAAAGAGAAGAAGUCUGGCCUGCACCAUGAACAAUUAAAAUGGGAGGAUGGCUUAUAAUAAUGGCUGGAACAGAGCGAAUGGAAUGUCAUCAAAUACCUGGAAAUCAUGUGUUUGACUUAUUUGACCCAUUCCGCUCCAGCCAUUACCACGAGCCCGUCCUCCCCUAUUAAUUGUUCAUGGUGCCGGCCAGACUUCUUUCCUUUGCAGGCAACUUGUUCUCCAAUGACAGUGAAGUGAAUAAAUUGUCCAUGGUGACAUUGCUCCCGUUGCCAACGUUCCACAAGCCUCAUCACCCCAUUCUCCGACACUCCAACCUUGAUCCAGAUCCUUCUUACAUUUACAUUUUCGUCAUUUAGCAGACGCUCUUAUCCAGAGCGACUUACAAAUUGGUGCAUUCACCUUUAUGAUUAGCCAGGUGACAACCACUUACUAUAUUUAUAUUAUAUUAUAUAUAUAUAUCUAUAAUUAAUUAUUAUUUAUUUUUUUCACCACAGUCUCCGACACUCGCCCCUGCUGCCCGAUGUGGAUAUUUUCCCAGAUAUUGAAAUCCGUUCAGCAUGUACAAUUACACACGCUAUCACUGUGUAGCCUACUCCAAGUAGGCCAGAGUAGACUGAUAUAGGGUACAUACGAUGUUAAGAUUAGAAUUAGAAUGGGUCAGUAUAUUAGAAUGUCCCUGUUCUUCAUCACAAUGUGAUUCCAUAACUCUGAACCGUUCCUCCCAACACCGUCGACCACUCAUCAACUGUCCCUGUUCUUCAUCACAAUGUGAUACCAUAACUCUGAAUCAUUUGCUCCCAGUCGCUCAUCAACUGUCCCUUUACUUCAUCACAAUGUGAUUCCAUAACUCUGAAUCGUUCGCUCCCCGUCACUCAUCAACUCUCCCCAGUAUAUUUUAUCUGUUAAAUGUGAAAUUAGUUUCAGUACAGUUUAGGUUCAGUUUCCAGGCAAAUGUCGGUGUGAUUAUCAGCUGGGCGCUGCACUUUCAACUGUCGGAAGAAGGAGCAGAGCGGGCCUUAGUGUUGGGAGAAGGAGGGGCAACGGGGGGAAACCAUUCAUAAAAAUGACAUGCCCUCCUAAAAUAAAUUAAAUAUAAUAAAAUGGUCAAAAUGACCAGCGGUUCUGUUAUUAAAGGAUGUAUAGUCCUGUGUCUGUAUGUAUGUAUGUAUGUAUGUAUGUAUGUAUGUAUGUAUUCACUUUUAUUCCUCCAAGUACACAUGUGGAAGUGUAGACUUGACCCCCUAUGUUUAGCUCAUGGUUUCCAAUGCUGUCUGUCUCCAGCCUACGACCUUCCCCAGAGCCCCAACCAGGCCCAGUUGUUCUAUGGGAACCUGAGUAAGGUGGUGUUGUCAGUGCUGGGCAGCACAGAGACAUUGGACUCUGGAGAGAGUGACCACCAGGUCCACGUUCAGCCCCCCCUAGCUGUCACCAGGAGAGGCUCAGAGGCUGACAGGUACUGGGACUGACAGGGGGAAUAUCAUACCUUAGGAAAGAACAUAAUCAUAUGAAUGUUUUCAUGUAACACCUUCUCAUUUGGUUCCUAGUGUGUUUCUUUCUGCUUAUAACACACAAGCAGCCCAAUUCUGAUAUUUUGCCACAAAUUGUUAUUUUGACCAAUCACAUCUUUUGCCAAUAAUUUUGCACCCUGAGUAAAUGCGGUCAUGGGGGCAGUUUCCCAGACACAGGUAAAGCCUAGUGAGUCCUAGACAAGGACAUUUGCUCAAAGGAGAAUCUCCAUUGAAAUAUAUUUUUAGUCCAGGGCUACGCUUCAUCUGUGUCUGAGAAACCAGCCCAUCAUGUCUGAAACAAAUCUUAUCCUGGUCCUCCAAACACAUUCUGUUACUUGAGGUAUACUAACAGUAUGAUGAUAAAGGGAUACUUCGGAAGUUUGUUGAUGAGUCCCUUUAUUUACUGCCCCAGAGUCAGAUGAACUCAUGGAUACCAUUUUUAUGUCUGAGUGGUUUGAAGGAAGUUGCUGACUAGCGCUAGUGCAAUUGCUAACUAGCGUUAGCGCAACUGGUAGCAUGCUAGCAGAUUGGCUUCCGGUCAUUAUGCUAAUGCUACUUAGCAGUUCUGCUAACGCUAGUUAGCAAUUGCGCUAGAGCUAGUUAGCAACUUCCUUCAAACCGCUCACAGAGACAUUAGUGGUAUCCACGAGUUCAUCUGAAUCUGGGGAAGUAGAUACUGUGCCAUCAGAAAGUAUUCACACCCCUGGACUUUUAACACAUUUUGUUCUCUUACAAAGUGGGAUUUAAUUGUAAUUUUUUAUCAACACAACAUACUCUAAUGUCAAAGUGGAAGAAAAUUCAAACAUUUGUAUAAAAUUCAUAAAAAAUAAAACUAUCUUGAUUUAGAUUAGUAUUGAACCCCCCCAAGUCAAUACAUGUCGGCAGCGAUUACAGCUGUGAGUCUUUCUGGGUAAGUCUCUAAGAGCUUUCCACACCUGGAUUGUGCAACAUUUCACAUUAUUCUUUUCAAAAUUCUUCAUGUUCUGUCAAGUUGGUUGUUGAUCAUUGCUAGACAACCAUUUUCAGGUCUUGCCAUAGAUUUUUAAGCAGAUUUAAUUGAAAACUAACUAGUCACUCAGGAACCAUUCACUGUCUUCUUGGGAAGCAACUCCAGUGUAGAUUUGGCCUUGUAUUUUAGGUUAUUGAUUGUCCUGCUGAAAGGUGAAUUCAUCUCCCAGUGUCUAGUGGAAACCAGACUGAAACAGGGUUUCCUCUAGGAUUUUGCCUGUGCUUAGCUCCAUUCCGUUUCUUUUUUUAUCCCCAAAAUAACUCCCCAGUCCUUAACGAUUACAAGCAUACCCAUCAUAACAUGAUGCAGCCACCACCAUGCUUGAAAAUAUGGGGAGUGGUACUCAGUAAUGUGUUGUACAUGGGCCCCGUGUAGCUCAGUUGGUAGAGCAUGGCGCUUGCAACGCCAGGGUUGUGGGUUCGAUUAUGAAAAAAAAAAAAAUUAUGCACUCAAUAACUGCAAGUCGCUCUGGAUAAGAGCAUCUGCUAAAUGACAAAAUUGUAAAAUGUAUUCAGGACAAAAAGUGAAUUGCUUUGCCACAUUUUUUUGCAGUUGCAAACAGAAUAUUUUUAUUCUGUACAAGCUUCCUUAUUUUCACUGUCAUUUAGGUUAGUAUUGUGGAGUAACUACAAUGUUGUUGAUCCAUCCUCAGUUUUCUCCCAUCACAGCCAUUAAACUCUCUAACUGUUUUAAAGUCACCAUUGGCCUCGUGGUGAAAUCCCUGAGCGGUUUCCUUCCUCUCCAGCAACUGAGUUAGGAAGGACGCCUGUAUCUUUGUAGUGACUGUGUAUUGAUACACCAUCCAAAGUGUAAUUCAAAUCAAAUUUUAUUGAUCACAUACACGUGUUUAGCAGAUGUUAUUGCGGGUGUAGUGAAAUGCUUGUGCUUCUAGCUCCGACAGUGCAGUAAUAUCUAACAAUUUCACAACAUGUACCCAAUACACACAAAUCUAUGUAAGGAAUGAAUUAAGAAUAUAUACAUAUAUGGACAAGCGAUGUUAGAGCGGCAUGGACUAAAAUACAGUAGAAUAGUAUAGAAUACAGUAUAUACAUAUGAGAUGAGUAAUGCAGAUAUGUAAACAUUAUUAAAGUGACUAGUGUUCCAUUUUUUUAAAGUGGCCAGUGAUUUCAACAGGCAGCAGCAGCCUCUAAUGUGCUAGUGAUGGCUAUUUAACAGUCUGAUGGCCUUGAGAUAGAAGCUGUUUUUCAGUCUCUCGGUUCCAGCUUUGAUGCACCUGUACUGACCUCGCCUUCUGGAUGAUACCGGGGUGAACAGGCAGUGGCUUGGGUGGUUGUCCUUGAUGAUGUAGCUCAGUUGGUAGAGCAUGGGGUUUGCAACGCCAGGGUUGUGGGUUCGAUUCCCACGGGGGGCCAGUAUGAAAAAAAUAUAUAAAUAAUGUACUAACUGUAAAUUGCUCUGGAUGAGAGCGUCUGCUAAAAUGACUAAAAUAAAAAAAUAAAAAUAAAAGAUCGUUUUGGCCUUCCUGUGACAUCGGGUGCUGUAGGUGUCCUGGAGGGCAGGCAGUGUGCCCCCGGUAAUGCGUUCGGCAGACCGCACCACCCUCUGGAGAGCCCUGCGGUUGCGGGUGGUGCAGUUGCCGUACCAGGCGGUGAUACAGCCCGACAGGAUGCGCUCAAUAACUUCACCAUGCUCAACAGGAUAUUCAAUAUCUGCUUUUUUUUUUUUUUUACCCAUCUACCAAUAGGUGCCCUUCUUUGCGAGACAUUGGAAAACCUCCUUUUUGUGGUUGAAUCUGUUUUGAAAUUCACUGCUCGACUGAGGGACCUUACAGAUAAUUGUAUGUGUGGGGUACAGAGAUGAGGUAGUCAUUCAACAAUCAUGUUAAACACUAUUAUUGCACACAUGCAACUUAUUAUGUGACUUGUUAAGCACAUUUUUACUCAACUUAUUUAAACUUGCCAUGACGAAGGGGUUGAAUACUAACUGACUCAAGACAUUUCAGCUUUUCAUUUUUUUAUUAAUUUGUAAAAAUGUCUAAACAUAAUUCCACUUUGACAUUAUGGGGUAUUGUUUGUAGGCCAGUGAUAAAAAAACAAAUAAAAAACGAAUUGAGUCCAUUUUAAAUUCAGGCUGUAACACAACAGCGUGGAAAAGGUCAAGGGGUGUGAAUACUUUCUGAAGGCAUUGUAAAUGGCCUCAUUGACAAAAUCCCAAAGUAUCCCUUUAAUGGUUAUAUAACGUUGUUCUAGUGGUGUUGACUUAUACUAACAGUAUGAUGUUAAUGGUUGUAUAACGUUGUUAUUAUCAUGUUGUAGUGGUUUUGGCAACUCAGACCGUCACAUCAGCAACGUGUCUCUGGAUGUACUGCCUGUGAAGGGUCCUCAAGGCCCAGCGUUACCCAGGACAGAGGCCUCUCAGACGGGGACAGAACCAGGGGACCACAGGGACUCCUGGAGCCUCCAGCCUGAACAGCUGGUUCUCACCUCUCCCACUAUCAGUCAGUAUUAUCAUGUCAAUGUUUGUGACAAACUCUGUGCUCUUUGCAGCCUGAGCAAGGUCUCUUCUGUUUGUGACAAACUCUGUGCUCUUUGCAGCCUGUGCAAGGUCUCUUCUGUUUGUGACAAACUCUGUGCUCUUUGCAGCCUGAGCAAGGUCUCUCAGGACAGAAACGUUGCUGCUCCAGGUUUUCUUUUCAUAAAAAGUGUGGUUUUUAGCAGAGUAGAAUUGUGAACCCUUUCCUUUGGUUGAUAAUGUGUCCAGACGGAGUCGCCGAAACCAGACACGUCCAGAUCCAGAACCACUCAUCAUCCAGAGAGCUGAGCUUUGAGUUGUCCUGGCCAGCCCACUGUCUCACUGUUACCCCUCAGCAUGGAGUCAUAGAACCACAGUACGUACACACACACACACACACACACACACACACACACAGCUUUGAGUUGUCCUGUCCAGCCAACCGUUACAGCUCAGCAUGAACUUCUACAUAGAACCACAGGAUAGGAAGCCUUGCACACACCUUAUUCUAUUCAUAAAUCCUGUGUUAUCAUCCCAGAACUGGGCUUCAAAUGGUUUCCUUCUUAGUAGCCAGUCCAAUGUUGUACAAACUCUUAAAUACUGUAUUUUUCCUCAAACUCAUGUCUCAUGUCAGCUACUUUGUGGUAUUAUGAGUAGGAGGGUUUCACCAUAGUUAGUUGUUGUUUUCCCAGGUGACUAUAUUAAUAGGAAUGUUUCACCAUAGUUAGUUGUUGUUUUCCCAGGUGACUAUAUUAAUAGGAAUGUUUCACCAUAGUUAGUUGUUGUUUUCCCAGGUGACUAUAUUAAUAGGAAUGUUUCACCAUAGUUAGUUGUUGUUUUCCCAGGUGACUAUAUUAAUAGGAAUGUUUCACCAUAGUUAGUUGUUGUUUUCCCAGGUGACUAUAUUAAUAGGAAUGUUUCACCAUAGUUAGUUGUUGUUUUCCCAGGUGACUAUAUUAAUAGGAAUGUUUCACCAUAGUUAGUUGUUGUUUUCCCAGGUGCCACCUCCAGAUCCUCAUCAGUCCUAAUCCGUCCCUAGCAACCAGGUCUUCCACAUUGCCAUGGAGUGGACAGAUCUAUGUCCAGUGUGACAGCCAACAGAAGGUAGUGGUCACCUCCUCAAUGUCUUGAUGUAGUGGUCACCUCCUCAAUGUCUUGAUGUAGUGGUCACCUCCUCAAUGUCUUGAUGUAGUGGUCACCUCCUCAAUGUCUUGAUGUAGUGGUCACCUCCUCAAUGUCUUGAUGUAGUGGUCACCUCACCCUCUUGAUGUUCUCUCCAUCAUACUGUUGUAUUGUAACUGCUAACAUGAUGUACUUUGAAUUAGCGUCAUCCUAGAUUAAUGUUAGUUUAUUGUUAACAUGUUAUUUUCUCUCCAGUUCAUCAGAAUCCAGAUCCGUCAGGACCUAGCUCUGGAUGUAUCAACCGCCCCAGCAGACCGGUCCCUAGCCCCCCUUCCCCCCCAGACUGCUACCCCCAUGCCCACCACCAUGCUGCCCCCUGCAGGCCGACCCCCCCAGACCCUGACCAGGGCAGCUCCAGCCACGGUGGAGAUCAGUAACCGCACCAUCAUGUUUCCUGCCACGCCCUCAGGAGACACCUCAGGUAGGAGACACUCUGACUCCCAGCGUUACUCAGCGUUGGGACAUAUCUAUAAUCUCUGACUCCCCAGCGUUACUUAGCAUUGGGACAUAUCUAUAAUCUCUGACUCCCCAGCGUUACUCAGCAUUGGGACAUAUCUAUAAUCUGACUCCCAGCGUUACUCAGCGUUGGGACAUAUCUAUCAUCUCUGACCCCAGCGUUACUCAGCAUUGGGACAUAUCUAUAAUCUCUGACUCCCAGCGUUACUCAGCAUUGGGACAUAUCUAUAAUCUCUGACUCCCCAGCGUUACUCAGCAUUGGGACAUAUCUAUAAUCUCUGUACUUUGCAAUUGCCAGUCAAAAUAAACACAUUUCCCCUCUAGGAUAAUACAAAAUGCUGUGUAUGUUUUUGAAGACUGUUCCUGCAUGAGUGGGUGGUUUUCCAGUGUUUUGAUCUAAAGGCUGUCUCUUCCUUGGUCAGAGUCCUCUGUGGAGGUGGAGAAUAGAGGAGAACAGGUGAGGUGGUACCUGUCAUCCUUCGCCCCUCCCUAUGUAAAGGGGGUGGACAGCAGUGGGGACGUUUACCGGGCCACCUACACAGCCUUCAGAUGUCCCAGAGUCUCUGGAACCCUGGGAGCACACGACAAGAUGCAGGUGAUUACUCCAUCUCUACCCCUACCCAUACCUAUGGCUUUAUUAGGGUUACUGACCUCCUAGCUUUACCCAGUCACACCUCUGGCCCCAGAACAUACAUCAGGGCUAUUCAACUGGUGGCCCGCGGGCCAGAUCUGGCCAGUUUAUCCAUUUAGAAUGGCCCUUUGAUCGAUUCUGAACAUUAAGCAAAAAGAAUUGGGACCACCCAAAGGGAAAAAUGUAUGCACACAUGACUGUAAGUCGCUUUGGAUAAAAGCGUCUGCUAAAUGGCAUAUUAUAUUAUAAAUCUGGCCCCCGUAAGAAUCUAGUUGAAUAGCCCUUCCAUACAUAUUACCAUUUGGAGGAUGACUGGGCAUGUCCUAUGUGUCUCCGGUCAAUAGGAUGCCUUGUGGGGCUUAGCCCAUGAUGGGUGUUGUCCUCCUGUUGAUGUCUGUGUCUCCUCUCCAGGUGCCCAUCACCUUCCUGCCGAGGGACCGAGGGGACUAUGCUCAGUUCUGGGACCUGGAGUGUCACCCUGUGGCCGAGCCUCAGCACAAGACCAGGAUACGCUUCCAGCUCUGUGGCACUGUGAGUAGACUGUUAUAGGACAUCAUCAUAUACUGCAGGGUGACUUCCUGCUUUGCAGAAGUCUUCCCAAUGUGAGCAAGUCUCAACUAGCAGAAGGAUGAAGAGAGAGUUUUUUAAAGUAGGGUCGUUUUGAAUAGGGGGGGGGGGGGGGGGGGGGGGGGUUGCGGGUUGCGGUGGUGGUGAUGAUGAUGAUGAUUGUGUGUUUCAGGGUGUUAAGGUUGGUCCAGUGGAGGCUCCUCAGGAAGCAGACUGUUCUUUGGUGAAGACUGAUGCUACCUUCAAGACCAGGAUGAGACCUGACCCUGUUGUUGCUGCUGCUGGGGGCAGGACUGGGUAAGGACUGGCAGUCAUGUCUCACUAGUGUUGACUAUAAAAACAAGAGGAGUGUAUCACAAAACAGGAGCACUAGUUAGUCAGUCAGCUGGCUAUCUGGUAAACAUUCAGAUAUAGCUCUUGAUUUGAUCUGAAGGAUAACUGCUCAGAAGCCCACGGAGGAGGAAGGGCCAGGUGGAUGUUAAAUGUAUGAGGUUGUGACAGGUGGAUGUUGUGUUCCAGUCAGGAAGAGGCUCUUGGUAGGGGUGUGUACGCCCCUCAGGUCCUCUACUCCUUCCCCCCUACCAGGGUGGGGGAGACCAGCACGCUGAAGGUCAACAUGAGAAACAACUCCUUUGACACGCAUGGGGUGAGCAACACACACACACACACACACACACACACACAUAAUCAUUGCAUGAGCUGUGUGAUUGAUGUGAUAACUACCAAGAAUGCUUUGCGUUGCAUGGAUUUGAUGUUGAGCUUGUCUAAUGUUGCAGCUGAGGUUCCUAAGCCCUAGAGAGCCUUUCCACAUCAAGCAUUCCAAAUAUUCACUAAGGUGAGUCAACACCACAUCACGAUGGUCGUAUUCCUCUUCUGUUAGCCUGGCCGCAGAUCUAUACAAUGACCAUAGAAGUUGACCAAGAUGGCCCAACCAGGUCUGGGACCUGGCUAUGAUGUACUGAAAGGCUGUGAUUGAUGCAGUGUGUGUAACCUGAGUGUGACUCCCUGCUCCUAAUGCUGUUGAAGACCACUGAGCGGGAUCGGCCUGAGAGCGUCUGGACAGCAGGUUACUGUGUUGGUCAGCUCUGGGCCUGGGGGUGAGGUCAGGGGUCAGCCUGAGAGCGUCUGGACAGCAGGCUACUGUGUUGGUCAGGCUCUGGGCCUGAGGUCAGGGGUCAGCCUGAGAGCAUCUGGACAGCAGGCUACUGUGUUGGUCUGGGGCUGAGGUCAGGGGUCAGCCUGAGAGCGUCUGGACAGCAGGCUACUGUGUUGGUCUGGUCCUGAGGUCAGGGGUCAGCCUGAGAGCGUCUGGACAGCAGGCUACUGUGUUGGUCAGGCUCUGGGGGUGAGGUCAGGGGUCAGCCUGAGAGCGUCUGGACAGCAGGUUACUGUGUUGGUCAGCUCUGGGCCUGGGGGUGAGGUCAGGGGUCAGCCUGAGAGCGUCUGGACAGCAGGCUACUGUGUUGGUCAGCUCUGGGCCUGGGGGUGAGGUCAGGGGUCAGCCUGAGAGCGUCUGGACAGCAGCCUACUGUGUUGGUCAGCUCUGGGCCUGGGGGUGAGGUCAGGGGUCAGCCUGACAGCGUCUGGACAGCAGGCUACUGUGUUGGUCAGGCUCUGGGCCUGGGGGUGAGGUCAGGGGUCAGCCUGAGAUCGUCUGGACAGCAGGUUACUGUGUUGGUCAGCUCUGGGCCUGGGGGUGAGGUCAGGGGUCAGCCUGAGAUCGUCUGGACAGCAGGUUACUGUGUUGGUCAGCUCUGGGCCUGGGGGUGAGGUUAGGGGUCAGCCUGAGAUCGUCUGGACAGCAGGCUACUGUGUUGGUCAGGCUCUGGGCCUGGGGGUGAGGUCAGGGGUCAGCCUGAGAGCGUCUGGACAGCAGCCUACUGUGAUGGUCAGCUCUGGGCCUGGGGGUGAGGUCAGGGGUCAGCCUGAGAGCGUCUGGACAGCAGCCUACUGUGUUGGUCAGCUCUGGGCCUGGGGGUGAGGUCAGGGGUCAGCCUGACAGCGUCUGGACAGCAGGCUACUGUGUUGGUCAGGCUCUGGGCCUGGGGGUGAGGUCAGGGGUCAGCCUGAGAUCGUCUGGACAGCAGGUUACUGUGUUGGUCUGGGCCUGGGGGUGAGGUCAGGGGUCAGCCUGAGAGCGUCUGGACAGCAGGCUACUGUGUUGGUCAGCUCUGGGCCUGGGGGUGAGGUCAGGGGUCAGCCUGACAGCGUCUGGACAGCAGGCUACUGUGUUGGUCAGGCUCUGGGCCUGGGGUGAGGUCAGGGGUCAGCCUGAGAGCGUCUGGACAGCAGGCUACUGUGUUGGUCAGCUCUGGGCCUGGGGGUGAGGUCAGGGGUCAGCCUGACAGCGUCUGGACAGCAGGCUACUGUGUUGGUCAGGCUCUGGGCCUGGGGGUGAGGUCAGGGGUCAGCCUGAGAUCGUCUGGACAGCAGGUUACUGUGUUGGUCUGGGCCUGGGGGUGAGGUCAGGUACUAGCUGUGGUGUAAUGUAUACUGGAGUUGGUGUGGUGUGGAGAAUGGCACCUUGCUGCAUGUCCUGACUCCUCCCAUGAUGCAUAGCGUUCUCAUUCUCACGUCAUCGCCAUGUGGAAUGAACUUCUGUUGCUACAUCUUUAUCUUUUUUUGUCUUCCCAGUUUGAGUUUGCCAAAGAAACAGUCUAUUGUCACUACCUAUACAGUAUCUGUCAGAUGACACUAUUCUAUUCCAACAGGUCAGGUGUGUAAUCAUGAUCAACACAGUGCAAUGUUAUUAUUUGCAUCUGCUCAUAUCACAGCUCAAAGUGUGUCUCAGUCCAUGUUUUGUCUGUCUGUAACUGUCCAUGUUUCGUCUGUCUGUAACAGUCCAUGUUUUGUCUGUCUGUAACUGUCCAUGUUUCGUCUGUCUGUAACUGUCCAUGUUUCGUCUGUCUGUAACUGUCCAUGUUUUGUCUGUCUGUAACUGUCCAUGUUUCGUCUGUCUGUAACUGUCCAUGUUUUGUCUGUCUGUAACAGUCCAUGUUUUGUCUGUCUGUAACUGUCCAUGUUUCGUCUGUCUGUAACUGUCCAUGUUUUGUCUGUCUGUCUCAGUCCAUGUUUUGUCUGUCUGUAACGGUCCAUGUUUUGUCUGUCUGUAACUGUCCAUGUUUUGUCUGUGUGUUUCUUUGAACCCGAACAUACUUGGUCCAUGUAUUGAUUUCUUACCAUUUCUCCCUGCCCUCCAGAUCCCAACGCUACAUCCACCUCCCAGUCCAGUUCAAACCGGUUGUAACUGGCAACCAUUCCAGCCUGCUGUUGGUUCAGAUGGAUACCAGUGGAAGCCUCACUAUCCAGCUAACUGGUGAGGCCCUACCCUGACUGGCCUGAGGACUGCUGGGUCUGAGUGGGUCACUGCAUCUGUAGUAUGGACUAUACUGGAUCCCUGCUGAAGGUCAUAUGGAAGAAUGAACUAUGAAGCCUUUGUCCAAUACGGCACCCUAAUCCCAUUAUGGUGUACUAUUUUUGGCCAAAGCCUUAGGAAAUAGGGUGCCAUUUCAGAUGAACCCUAAGUCUUCCUCCUCCUGCCUUAUUGACUGUCCAUAUUGACUGGAGCUGAUAAACUGCAUCUGACUGAGCUGAUGGUGAAUACUGCCGACCGACUUACCGCACUUUGUUCUCUCUAACCGCACUUGUACUCACUCACUCACUCACUCACACACAGCUGGCCUGGUCCACAGGUGUCCUGGACUCUGACUGGCAGCUGAACAGUGGCUCUGUUUGUUACCAGCUUGAAUCAGUGGUUUAGUCUGGCCGGCCCACAAUCAGCCUGUCUCUUCUGGCCUCAGCUCAUGAUCGGUCUCUUCUGGCCUCAGCUCAUGAUCGGUCUCUUCUGGCCUCAGCUCAUGAUCGGUCUCUUCUAGCCUCAGCUCAUGAUCUGUCUCUUCUGGCCUCAGCUCAUGAUCGGUCUCUUCUGGCCUCAGCUCAUGAUCUGCCUCUUCUGGCCUCAGCUCAUGAUUGGUUUCUUCUGGCCUCGGCUCAUGAUCUGUCUCUUCUGGCCUCAGCUCAUGAUCGGUUUCUUCUGGCCUCAGCUCAUGAUCGGUCUCUUCUGGCCUCAGCUCAUGAUCGGUCUCUUCUGGCCUCAGCUCAUGAUCGGUCUCUUCUGGUCUCAGCUCAUGAUCUGUCUCUUCUGGCGUCAGCUCAUGAUCUGUAAUUUGUCUAAUGUUGUUGUCACAAGCAGGCCAUUGUUGCCCUGUUAUGUAGCAGCGAGCAGCACAGAAACACAAACAGCUGAGAAACGUUAG
This is a messenger RNA of Coregonus sp. 'balchen', 32392 nucleotides long. NCBI's taxonomy places the organism in Eukaryota, Metazoa, Chordata, Actinopteri, Salmoniformes, Salmonidae. The record is from the annotation of a GenBank genome assembly.